AUGGCUUACGCGAUGCAUUUAAUACUAUUGCUGUCCUUAGCAUUGGGAUUAGGUGCCGCUCAAGAUUUCACGACAGACGGAUUUAAUGAUAAAGUAAACAGCGUUGAACCAAACCCAUCUGUUCGGUUAGACCCUUAUAUAAGAAAAGCUCUACUGAAAGCUCUCAGUGACCUCGAAGAAAGCGGCAAAGCCACAGACUCUGAUAACACAGACCCCACGUCUCCAACAAGUGAUGAAACCUUAACUACAAGUGAAAACUCUUUUGGUGCAAGAAAAACAAAAGAGAACAUACAAAUACAUUCCUUUGUUGUAAACGGUCAGGAAGCUUUCAAGAACAGCUCGAAUACAUCACCUACGUUAUUGGACAAUAAGAUAUCAAUACUAAGUACAACGGUCGGUAAUGUCGAAAACUACAUAACUGCAACAUUACCAACUCAAACACCGUACAAAGAAAUCUUCCAAGCUAAGGAAUCGGGAAUUAAUGUCCAACAGAUAAGAAGCAUUCCAAGCACAUCAAAGUCUAACUUUGCCAGUAGUCAAAUAAACAGAAUCAGUACAUCCAAGCCACGAUUAAUAUCUACCACGUCAUCAACAACGACCACCACAACUACGACUACACCUAAACCAACUCACGACAAAGAUGGUCUAAACAUCGAAGAGGUUGACAAACGUGACGUACAAGUAUACCAAGCACCUCUAGUUGCAGCUUUUACUGUUCACCAAGAUGCUCAUGGGAUACCUAAGAAAGUCAUCCCUAUAUACCAGCAAAGUAACCAAGAGGUAUCGAAAACUUUGCCUGUAAAUAUACCCUCACAUGAUCAAGCUAAUAUAAAUGGAGCUCAAAAACUUCCUCAGUCAGAUUAUUUGGCUCAACAGCUUGCUUUGCAAAAACAACUUGAGGAGAAACAAAGAUUUUUAGAAGAACAGCUUAGGCUACUUCAACUUCAACAACGACAGCAAGAGGAAUUAUUACGUAAGCAACAAUUUCUUCUUCAGCAAAAGGAGGCGCAAAGACAACAACUCUUUUUGCUAGAGCAGGAACAAUUGAAAAGGCAGUUUGCAGAACAACAAAAUAACCAACAGAAGAACGUACAGCAAAUACAACUAAACAACGUUGGCAUUAGACCACCGACACCUCAGAUUUCGAUUCAACCUAGCGUAGCCUUAGAACAAAGUAACACAUUAGCUAAUCAAGCGUUACCUAACAAAGAAGCUAUCGAUUUUCUCAUCCAUCUUCGCAAUCAACAAUCGGAGCAGUUUCCUUUACAGAAUAACCACCUCCCGCAAGGAAUAACGACCUUUUUGCAUCCUUCAUCCAAUCAGAACUUCGCCCAAAAUCAAAAUAUAAAUCAAGCGAGUAAAGAAGCUGUUGCACUUCCAAAGCCAGUAUUUAGAAGCUAUAGGCCACAAGAUGAAUCUUUACAACAGGCAAAACUACAAGAUGCAGAACCUGCUAAGGUGGAAGAAGAAGUAAAAGAUUUAGUAGAAGCUGGCAAAGAAAAGGUAAUAUUACAAGACUUAGACAUAGCAUCUCUAGCACCUCGCAAGCCAGAUUGGGAUCUAAAGAGAGAUGUGGCAAAAAAGUUAGAGAAGUUGGAAAGGAGAACACAAAAGGCAAUCGCAGAGUUGAUUUGGGAGAGGCUUAAGAAUGGAACAGAAGAUAAUUUAGGAGCAAUGCUUACUAUGCCGGAUAAUAGGAUACCACAAGAUGAUUGA
Leptosia nina is the source of this 1716-nucleotide messenger RNA. The record is from the annotation of a GenBank genome assembly. Lineage: Eukaryota; Metazoa; Arthropoda; Insecta; Lepidoptera; Pieridae.